Molecule: messenger RNA, 792 nt
Organism: Sycon ciliatum
Lineage: Eukaryota; Metazoa; Porifera; Calcarea; Leucosolenida; Sycettidae
Product: trans-aconitate 2-methyltransferase-like
Exons: 1
Coding region: 1-792 (263 amino acids)
Source: RefSeq, a predicted model, not a curated record
AUGGAGAAAACUGAACAGGCGCACCAAAUGGCCAGUUUGUAUGACGCUCAUUGCAGUGUUCAGUGUGAGCGUGGGCGAACCUUGGUUACCAAUCAUCUUCGCCCAUUUCCUGGUCAAAGGGUUCUGGAUUUGGGCUGCGGCACCGGGAGAUUGGCCAGAGAAAUCGGGUGUGCUGUUGGAAAGCAGGGAAGCGUCCUGGGUGUCGACCCUAAUGCUGCCAGAGUAGCCUUAGCGAAGGAACAGGAAGCAAAGUGCUCUGAGUCGGAUCAUCGUAACGUGGCGUUCAUGACUGGUCUUGUUCAUGAUGCAGAGCAGCACGGACCGUUUGAUGCUGUGUUCUCCAACUAUGUGCUUCACUGGGUACCCGAAGAAGACAUUGAUGCUACCAUGGUCGGUAUCGCCAAAUGUCUGAAGCCUGGAGGUCGUCUUUGCGCUUCGCUAACUGGCCAUACAGGUCACUGCGCCAAUGAUCUUUCACUACUUACAACAGGUCAAACAGAAGAAGCCGUUACUGGUAUGCACUUUCGCUCGCUCCAGUACUGGACAGGCAAGUUGACUGAGGCCGGUUUACAGAUAGACUAUGCCGCGGAGGACAACACCACCGCUAUCAACUUUCCCACUCUUCUAGAAUAUUUCGAGUUUGUCAAGGCGUACAGCGAAGGUGCGGUGGAUUAUCAGAACCUUUCUCCCAAGGAUUUAAACGAUUUCAUGGCGAAGCACAACCUAGGGUGUUUGACGUCUAAGUUUGUGUGGACUAUGUCUUCGCUAUGUGUUGUGGGAGUCAAGCCCUGA